Messenger RNA from Dermochelys coriacea (leatherback sea turtle), 3340 nucleotides. RefSeq names its product hepatic lectin-like. Bases 690 to 1316 code for a protein of 208 amino acids. The transcript is spliced from 9 exons. Lineage: Eukaryota; Metazoa; Chordata; Testudines; Dermochelyidae. The record is from RefSeq and is a predicted model, not a curated record.
UUUCCACCAAAUGCAUCCGAUGAAGUGAGCUGUAGCUCACGAAAGCUUAUGCUCUAAUAAAUUUGUUAGUCUCUAAGGUGCCACAAGUACUCCUUUUCUUUUUGGUGAAAUGUAUGUAAGCAUAUUAUAUACAAAGUUAUGUAUUUAUACUGAAAUGUGGGUUCUUCGGGUAUGUAAGUUAAGACCGGUUAUUAGAAGGCGAUAAGUUCUGGUCAGGCAGGAUAGUAGACAUUUAUCUCCCUAAGUGGUCAUAGCAUAUUGCAUAUCUUACAAUAUAAGUCUAUUUGCAUAUGGAGCUACCAGCUAAUCAAAAUUUCAAAGUCUACAGGAAAUCACAAAAUCUACAAGAGGGAACACAGCGAAGAGUUAGUCUGGUAUAUCCGGAGACCGCAAGGAGACACAAGAGCACCUGCGGAACAUGCACGUACUAAGCAUGGAAUGGCAAGGGAACAGCAAUUCUACGUUUCAUGUACUAACUAUCAGACUGUUCAGCUGCAUUAAUGUAUGGAGUCUGGGUAUCGCAGGAGUCCUAGAGCUGUGCUGGCAACUUGCCGAGACUGUAGAUACCACUGUUUAGUCUAUUUGAGCAUCAUAUGACUUUGGGAAAAUAUUUCAGUGAGCAGGGUUUCACUUUGCCAUGUUCUAAGGCCAUUUAAAGCCACCUCUGCCUCCCAGUCAUCAUUUACAGCAUGGACAAAGAAAGGCUUCAAGAUGAGCUGCGCAUUUUUAGAGACAGGAACUUCCUCCGGCAGAAGCUGAGAUCCUCCCUCACAGUCUACGUGCUGCUGGCGCUUUCUUACCUGCUGAUUGUCAUCCUGUUUGUGGUGUCGCUCUCCAGAGUUUCAAUGCUCUCUUCACAAUUUAAUGAAAUGCGCAAGGAGCUGAAACGGAAUAAUUCCAGCAACGAUUUCAAACUGUUCCCGUGCGGACCUGAGGCCCGGGAAUGGGAAUACUUCAGCGGAAAAUGUUACUACUUCUCCUUGCAUGCCACAUCUUGGCAGAGGGCAAAGGUGCUGUGUGAGGAGGAGCAUUCGUACCUGGCCAUCGUUAACAGCCAUGCCAAGCAGAAUUUUAUCAUGUACAGGACACGCAACCAGCGCUUCUGGAUUGGCCUCUCAGACCGGAACGCAGAAGGGGAGUGGAAAUGGAUCGAUGGGAGCAACUCCACAACCGGUUUCACGUACUGGAAGGAGGGGGAGCCCAACAACAGUGAACAGAACGAGGACUGUGCACACGUCUGGACCUAUGGGGAGUGGAACGAUGUGCAUUGCACAUACGAGUGCUACUACAUCUGUGAAAAGCCUGCACCUCCGUGAGCAGAGACCAGACCAUAGCCACCUCCCAGCCACACUGCCUGAACCUGCAGGUCAGUGCAGAGAGCCAGCGCUGCCUCCUGGUGGUGACAGAGAUGCAAGCCAAGGUCCAGCACUUUGACACUGUAAACAUCAUACUAAUCUUUUUACUUUCCCCUGCUCUUCUGUUCUUAAUUUAUAUUCCUUUUAUCUUUGUGUCCAUUUCCUGUCUGCUCCUCCAUGGGUCUCUCUCAGCCGUUGGGUCAGUAUCCUUGGGAGGACCCAGAAGGGACUUCUGAUGCUAAAAGUCUGCACCUUUACAGCUUGAGCCUAGGGCUGAUCAAAACUGUUUUCAAACGAAGAUGUUGUUGAAAAGUUGCCUUCUUGAAACCAAAUUUUAAAAAUGAGUUUUCAAAAUGUUCUGGGGUUUUUACUCCCCCUCUCCAUGCCAACGAGAAAAAGAGGGGAAACGGGUGAAAAUGGGAAAAAUUUGAAACCAAAAAUUUUGGGUCAAAAAAUUUUUUUUUGGAAAAUAAUGAAAGCAGGUUGUGAAGUUUUCAAAACUAACCAAAUUUUCAAAAUCCAUCCCACUCUCCCACCCCCAAAUUGCAUCUGUUUUCAUUUUUCAAUCAAUUGGCUGUAACAGACUCGCGUCCUCCGUGGGUUGGGCACCUCGGUAACAUCCGCAGACUUGUGGGUCACAUGUGGGUGCACUUGGAAAGUUACAGGGAACCAAUGUGCAGUGUCUGCUGAAAACCACAAGAGGCUGCAGUGGCAGCUGAGUCCUCCCUGUUUUUAACAGGUGGAAUAGUGAGAGCACAGGGCAAAGUUUGAUGCAAUCACAGGGGAAGUAGCCAGUUUAGGAUCAAUAAGAGCAGACACAGAUUUAUCCAAUGUGUGAUUCCCUGCCCUCAGGGAGUCAGACACAGUCGCUAGGUACGGGGUGUGCCAGUUAAUAGCCUUUAUAGCCAUCUCUGCAAGCUCUGAUCAUGGGGUUAGAGGAAUCAUAGUGGGGAUUAGGGAGAAAUUCUUUCCCACCGUAGAGCUAGUUAUACUGGCAGAGGGGAGGGUUGGCUUUUCCUCUGACGCAAUGAGCAAUGGCCACUGCCAGAACAGAUGGACCACUGAUAUGAGAGGGGGUGAUCCCAGACUAGCUGGGGCAGUGGCCCUCUCGGAUGUGAAUCCUCUAAUGCUCCUCUAUAAAUUCAGAGUUAAUGGCCACAUCUGCAGCUCUGUUAGCUUCUGUGGAUUUGUUAACUCCAUAGGUGCUGGAACUAGGGGUUUUCCCACACCCCCUGGCUUGCCGUGGUUUCCAUUAUAUGCAUGGUUUGCAGUUUGGCUCAAUGGCUCUAAGCACCCCGCUAUACACAUUGUUCCAGCCUCCCUGCACAACUCUGAGGUCUCUUCCCCCACCCUCCAAACCCUGGUGCUGUUUCCCCCAGGAAUUCUCUCUCUGUGGCACGUGACUCUCCUACUCCCUGCACAGGGAAAGCUCUGGGUCAGAUCAUUCUGGCGGCCGGGAAAGUCUCCAGCGAGGGAUGGUGACAGAUGCAUAUCUCUCCAUCAGACAUGGUUUGGUUCAGCUGCGGCAGGCCUGAAAAUUAUUUCCCUGUGAACAACUUCAUUUCUGUCAACAGCCGUCUUUGAAAAAUGUUGGCGGUGUUAUUGAAAACUCCUCCAAAAAUCGUUGUUUUUCAGCCAACAAAAAACAAACACUUUCCAUGUAUAACCAAAUGAUUUCACCUGCACACCCCUGCCCCCCAAAAAAUAUUGGGAAAUAUAUCUUGGAAGAUAAUGUCCAUUUUGUCAAAAAAACAACAUUUUCCAGCCCAAAAUAAAACUCUUGAUGGAAAAUUUACAACCAGCUGUAGUUACAACCUGUAGGCACCAGAUGGUGCCCUUCUGCCAACAGCAGAGCACUCGAAGUGGAAAGUUGCACUCAGCAUAAAAACAGGUCUCAGAGUAGCAGUCGUGUUAGUCUGUAUUCGCAAAAAAGAAAAGGAGGACUUGUGGCACCUUAUAGACUAACAAAUUUAUUUGAGCAUAAG